AUGAAGCUCGCAGUUGUCGUAUUUGCAUCAAUCCUGGCUGUCUGCUCGGUCACUAUUGCUAGUCCAGUCAUCCCCAGCUCGACUACAAGUGCUUAUCCUAGCACUUCAACAUUUACUGAUUUAGAUGUAGAUUCAGUUUAUUGUGAAGGAUUUUCAAGCAAACCUAAGAAGUUGAUCAAGAAAUAUGCGACAGUGAAGCGUGGUGCCGACACAGCAGAGAAAGAUUUUAGGUCCGCAUCAAUGGCAGUUGAUUCUCAAAAGGAAUUAGUAAAGCAUCUGAGUAAAAAAGUUAAGCUUUUAAAAGCUAAACGUUUGUCAAAAAAUGAUGAUUCAAGCUAUAGCGAGACUGUAAUCGAGCUUCGAAAAAUGCGUCGAGACCUUGUGGAUCUCGAAAAGCAGCGAGAGAUAUGUGACGACGAAUACUCUGUUUGGCGUCGAAAGUUUACAUAUAUGAGGAGACUUCAAGCAAAUUACAUGAUUAUGGAUUGCAUUCAUCAAUUCUAUACUGGAAUACCGAAUCGAUUAUCAGAAUCCAUGUAUGCCUCUAUUAGUGGAAUGCAGGGUCCAUCACAACAAGAUUUUGAAAACUCACCACCAUCAUAUGACGUUGUAAUGAAUAAUCCUAAACAUUAUAAAGUGACUCUACAAGGUACUGAUCCUGAACUUCCAUCAUAUGACAAAAUAAUGCAGAACCUAGAGAAUUUUCCCAAGGUUUUGGAAGAUCCUGAUGUUACUCAGCCGUCAUUAGUAGAAACAUCUGCAGUUCAUCCCACUCAAACAUCUUCUAGUGUUCCACCCAGUCAACACACAGCUUCAUCCACUUUACAGAGAGUUUCAUCCACUCUACGGAGAGCUAAGUCAUUCUUGAGUCGACACUAA
Molecule: messenger RNA, 879 nt
Organism: Batrachochytrium dendrobatidis JAM81
Lineage: Eukaryota; Fungi; Chytridiomycota; Chytridiomycetes; Rhizophydiales
Exons: 2
Coding region: 1-879 (292 amino acids)
Source: RefSeq, a predicted model, not a curated record